AGGACUCGCGACUGGCCCUCGAACGGUACCUUCACUACUUCAACCGCUACCAAAACCACGAGAACUCGUUAGCGAUGGAAUCUUCUCUAGUCAAGACAGUGAAAGAGAAGAUAUUGCUUCUACAGACCUUCAAGAUGUCUUGGAUUGAAGCUCAAUUCUUGGAAAAAGCAAAAGACAUCCUCCGAGCAUGUCGAACCACCAUGAAAUACACAUACGUCUUUGCCUUCUAUCUCCAGAAGUGUCAUCAACAGGAUAUAUUUGAGGAUAAUCAAAAGGUUCGUCUACUCCGCCUGGUCCCUCACGCCCGAUGUAUGCAUGGUCAAUACAUACACCCGAUGUAUGCAUGGUCAAUACACACACCCGAUAAUCUUGAGUUCGUUGUGGAGUCGCUGUCGGGUCUAUUGGAGAAAGUGAUGCCGCUCAAUCAAACCGAAGCAGACGUGCAGAAGUUUAAGCAAGAGGUUUUAGACAAAGGCUCCUACUGCGAAAGCCGGCGGCAAAAGUUACUCGACCACGUGCAAAUGGGCUGGGAUGAAAAUCUUUGGGAGUUCAAGAACUAAUCAGUUGUUCGGAAAUAAAUUUAGUUAUACAUUUUGUAUAUACCGAGUACAGUACAUACGAUUGAGAGGUCCGCAUGCAAGUUUCAAGCGUGUUGUACACACUCAUAGCAUCGAGAGCCAUGCCUG
This is a messenger RNA of Sphaeroforma arctica JP610, 686 nucleotides long. RefSeq lists its product as hypothetical. The coding region runs from base 75 to 560 and encodes 161 amino acids. The record is from RefSeq and is a predicted model, not a curated record. The transcript has 3 exons. Lineage: Eukaryota; Ichthyosporea; Ichthyophonida.